Molecule: messenger RNA, 6790 nt
Organism: Mesoplodon densirostris (Blainville's beaked whale)
Lineage: Eukaryota; Metazoa; Chordata; Mammalia; Artiodactyla; Ziphiidae
Gene: SLC7A1
Product: solute carrier family 7 member 1
Exons: 13
Coding region: 356-2245 (629 amino acids)
Biological process (GO): transmembrane transport; amino acid transport
Cellular component (GO): plasma membrane
Molecular function (GO): amino acid transmembrane transporter activity
Source: RefSeq, a predicted model, not a curated record
CAGGGGGCGGGCGCAGGGAGCGGGGCGCGGCUGAUGAAACCGGCUCCCGUUCCCUCCCGCCCUCAACGCUCCAUUCACUCUGCGCGGGCAGGUGUGAGCGGCAGGUCAGCUGCCGGCGGGGCGCGCGGCCGCCCGGCGUCCGUUACCUGAGUCUCCCGCUCCGGCUCCCCGCGCGCCGCGCCUCCGCCCGAGCGUCCGUCAGUCCAGCCGCGGUCUUGCCUGCAUCCCGCCGCCCGCCGGCCCGGAGCCUGCAGCCCCGUCUCGUCCCUCCUGAGACGUCUCCGCUCCAGGACCCAGGGAUCCUCGGGUGACAAGGUGACCGUCCUCACGUCAUAGUCCAGGUGUGAGCUGCAGGAUGGGGUGCAAGGUGCUGGUGGGCAUCGGGCAGCAGAUGCUGCGGCGGAAGGUGGUGGACUGCAGCGGGGAGGAGAGCCGGCUGUCCCGUUGCCUCAACACGGUCGACCUGGUGGCGCUGGGGGUGGGCAGCACGCUGGGGGCCGGCGUCUACGUGCUGGCCGGGGCCGUGGCCCGGGAGGACGCGGGGCCCGCCAUCGUCAUCUCCUUCCUGGUGGCCGCGCUGGCCUCCGUGCUGGCCGGCCUCUGCUACGGCGAGUUUGGCGCUCGGGUCCCCAAGACGGGCUCGGCCUACCUCUACAGCUACGUCACCGUAGGCGAGCUCUGGGCCUUCAUCACCGGCUGGAACCUCAUCCUCUCCUACAUCAUCGGUACUUCGAGCGUAGCCAGAGCCUGGAGCGCAACGUUUGACGAGCUGAUUGGCAAACCCAUCGGGGAGUUCUCGCGGACGCACAUGGCCCUGAACGCGCCCGGGGUGCUGGCCGAAAACCCGGACAUAUUUGCUGUGAUCAUAAUUCUGAUCUUAACAGGACUUUUAACUCUGGGCGUGAAAGAGUCAGCCAUGGUCAACAAAAUAUUCACGUGUAUCAAUGUUCUGGUCCUGGGCUUCAUCAUGGUGUCGGGAUUUGUGAAAGGAUCCAUUAAAAACUGGCAGCUCACGGAGGAGGAUUUCCAGAACACAUCUGAUCACCUCUGCCUGAACAAUGACACGGAGGUGGGGAAACCUGGUGUCGGGGGGUUCAUGCCCUUCGGGGUCUCCGGUGUCCUGUCGGGGGCAGCCACCUGCUUCUACGCGUUCGUGGGCUUCGACUGCAUCGCCACCACAGGGGAGGAGGUCAAGAACCCCCAGAAGGCCAUCCCCGUGGGCAUCGUCGCGUCCCUCCUGAUCUGCUUCGUCGCCUACUUCGGGGUGUCGGCCGCCCUCACGCUCAUGAUGCCAUACUUCUGCCUGGACAAGGACAGCCCCCUGCCAGACGCCUUCAAGCACGUGGGCUGGGAGGGCGCCAAGUACGCAGUGGCCAUCGGCUCCCUCUGUGCCCUUUCCACCAGCCUUUUAGGGUCCAUGUUUCCCAUGCCUCGAGUUAUCUAUGCCAUGGCUGAAGAUGGGCUGCUGUUUAAAUUUUUGGCCCAGAUCAACAAUAGGACCAAAACACCAAUAAUCGCCACGUUAACCUCAGGUGCCAUUGCUGGUGUGAUGGCCUUCCUCUUCGACCUGAAGGACCUGGUGGAUCUCAUGUCCAUCGGCACUCUCCUGGCCUACUCUUUGGUGGCCGCCUGUGUGUUGGUCUUACGGUAUCAACCAGAGCAGCCUAACAUGGUAUACCAGAUGGCCAGGACUAGUGACGAGCUCGAUCCAGUCUACCAGAACGAGUUGGUGAGCACCAGCGAUUCCCAGAUGGGCUUUUUACCAGAAGCAGAAACGUUUUCUCUGAAAACCGUACUCUCACCCAAAAAUACAGAGCCUUCCAAAUUCUCUGGGCUAAUUGUGAACGUCUCAACCAGCCUCAUCGCCCUGCUGGUCAUCACCUUCUGCAUGGUGGCUGUGCUUGGCAACGGGGCCCUGGUAAAUGGGGAGUUGUGGGCAGUCUUCGUGCUCAUGGGCUCCGCCUUCCUCUGCUGUGUGGUCACGGCCAUCAUCUGGCGGCAGCCCGAGAGCAAGACCAAGCUCUCCUUCAAGGUGCCCUGCCUGCCGGUCCUUCCCGUCCUGAGCAUCUUUGUGAACGUCUAUCUCAUGAUGCAGUUGGACCAAGGCACAUGGGUCCGGUUUGCAGUGUGGAUGCUGAUAGGCUUCUUGAUCUACUUUGGCUACGGCCUCUGGCACAGCGAGGUGGCGUCCCUGGCCGCCGACCCAGCAGGGACUCCUGACGGUCACUCGGACCAUUGCAAGUGACGCACAGCCCUGCCCCCACGGCCCCAGCAGCAACUCGCUUCCCCCCGCCCAUGCACGGGACCCGCCCGCACCCACAGAGCACAGUGCCGCGACGGAGCGGCCCGCGUGUCCUGCUCAGGCCGGCUCGCUGGGCCCAUCACCUGGCGCCUCCCGGCUGGGGCCACGGGGCCGAGGCUGCCCACCUGCCUCUGAGCCUCUCGCUGAGCAAGACAGCAGCCUAGCUCCUCGCCGGCCGGGCGCCCCUGCUGCUGCGGCCUUGGGCAGAAUGGAGGUCACCUCCUCUCGUCACCUGAGCGGUCCGGCCUCCCUUCCAGGGACUGUGCUGGACACUCCAGUCCCCGCCUCCCCGCCCAGCCCUGAACAGUCGCCCCAGAUGCCAGCCGAGCACCACGACACGGUCUGUCCCCAGCUGAGCCCCACGGGGCCGCCCCAAGCCUGAGGACAGCGGUUUAGUUUACUUAGGAAGGAAGACGAGACGGUCUCCUUCUCCUGCUUCUGCCCUCUGGGCUGCCUCCAGAGGGGUCGUGAGGACUGUGAUCUCCCGCCUCCUUCCGGGCAGGGGCUCUGGCCCCCCUCGCACACUGCACACUCGGGCCGCAGGACCGGGCUCUGCAUGGGGCCAGGGCGGUGGCUACUCCACCCGGACUUCCUGCAGCCACCAGCCGUCCAGGCCCCGGGCCGGUUCCUGCUGCUCUGGUGUGUCUCAGCGCCGGCCGAGUCCUGAAUAACUGGAAUGUGACACUAUUUCUGUAGGACCCGCCUCGAGUGAGCCGAGCGGAGAACAGGGUUUUCUGUGGUCCUGGCUCCUCCCUGAGUCCUCCUCUGCCGCUUGUAGGUCGGUUUUUUGGGUCUCAAGGUCCCCGAGGCUGGCGUCCUCUCGUCCUAAGUGACGGCGUGGCCCUCCAGCUGCUUCUGGCCACUCUUGUGUCUUAUCCUCACGUGGAGUCCUCCUGCCCGUUGCUGUGAAUCAGUCACUCCACCAAAUUCAGUUGGCGGUUAACAGUGGCACGGCACAUGGCCAAGUGAUUACCCCGAAUUGUCCAGGGUAUGGGGUCUGCACGUGACAUGGUUUGGGGUCACAUUGCUGUGCCUCUCGUGUGGGGGUGUGUCGUCCAGACGCUGUGGGUUUGUGUGCGGGUCGGUGACCCGCCCUGCACCCCUGCCUCGGUGUCUGUGUCCCUGUGCACACGGCGCUCCCUCCCGAGGCCCUGGGGACACUCCUGGUAGCUGGGCCGAGCCUUCCCGAGAGAGUGUAAUUCGGUAGACGGAAGGGCCCGUGUUGGCAGCUGAGGGGCAGGCAUGUUGGGCUCCACGGGAGAUGUAAAUGCUGCUUUGGAAGCUUAGCUCCCCGUAUCUUCCCCCUCUGGCCUUGGUCACAAACCUGGUAGAAGCCUGAUGAACUGAUGGCACUUGGCUUUUCUCCCUCUGCCCCAGAAAGUUCUUGGAGAAAAAUGCAAGAAUGAGUGAAGCAGCCAGAUGGCAGGGUCAGCCUUCGUUCUAGGCUCUGGCAAGUCUGGUCACUCGUGGAAGCUUUAUUCUCAGAAUCACUUGUGGAUCUUCCAGCGGGAGGAUUAUAAAAGCCCAAAGCUUGGAUUUCCAAAGAAAGGUAUUUAAAUUUAUGUAGCUUGGUGCUUGGUACAACAUUUUGAUAAAUAUUAACUUAUUUUGUUGGGGUUUUGGUUGUCUGCUGUCUUCUUGGGGCCUGUUAGCCAUUUGUUUGCUUGAUUUGUCUGCUGUUUUUCCACAGAGGCAGAGAGCGUGAGGGAAUGAGGGUGUCCAAGAAAGGUGGCAGGUUGAGAGGUGUUUUUUCUCUUUUUCCUUCUGGCUGAAAUUUCCCCGUGUGACACCCCGCAGCAGACUGCACGGCUGCCGUUUCAGCCCGCAGCGCUCGUGGCUCUCCAGCCGAGAAGGUGUGUCUCAGCGUCUGACGGGGCGAGCGCGUCCCGACACGCGGUCCCCCUCCUCACCCCGAGCCGCGAAGUGCUGCGCAGAUGGGCGGUGGCUGCCCCGAGAAGCCCCCCGCCCGCCCCCCCGGAAAGAGCACCUGGGGUCCCGGGACGGGGCCUGUGAGAGCGCGUCUUCAUGCCGCUGCCGAGGGUUUUCUCUUCCGUGCGUGGGGCGGCGCCUCCGAAGUCAGUGGGCUUUCUGAUCACACCCCUCCUUCCUGGCUCUGAGCUGGACACGCACACAAACACGUACACACAGAGACACACGGCCAAAAGUAACCGCCGGAAGUGCCCGACGGCUUCACAUCCCAGCCUCUCCCGCACUCGGUUCCAGGGCUUGGCUACGUUUUCCCUCAGAGUCAGAAGUUCCACAUUUCCAGUGACGCGCCCGCAGGGGAUACCGUGUCUCCUUUUAUCUGUGCACCAGCCCCAAAUGGUCACAUUGGAAAGACCCGCGUGGGAUGGGGAAGCGCCCCUUCCUGCUGCCCGUGGCCCCCUCCCUGCGUGUCCACGGCUUCGUGAAAACCCACGCGGAUCCCCGGGACCUGUGCCAAAGAGUGAGGGGGGCGGGGUUUCCGGAGAGGCAGUGAGCCCCAAGCCACCCCCCGCCCCGGGCAGGAGCUCGAGCCUCUGCACAGCCCCCAGCUCAGCUGCUCACACCUCCUCUGCCCAGCUCUGGGCCGGCUUUGCUGUUACAAACCCAGAAGGCCGCGGGACGGAGCCGUCUUUCCAGGCCGUCUUGGAGAAGCUGCUGACUUUAGACUGUCGUCAGGGUCGCUCACCUCCCCCACUCUGGGUUUUGUUCCGUUGAGUCUGUCUCCAUCAGGUGGUCGGCUUCCUGGUUCCGUGUAGUUUGGACACCACGGGCCUCGCCCUGUGUCCACAGGUGAUUGCGGCACUGUGGAGGCUUCUCUGCCCACCCCGAGCCCCCGGGCCCGUGGCACUCCCUUCUCCACCUCUGACACAUCUGUUCACACCUGGGAGGAGCGCGGGCCCAGCAGGAGCCUCGCGAUGUGUUUUCUGUGCUUUGUGCAUGGCGUCAGGGGGGCGGACGGCGGGAGGCGGGGGGGACCCGGGCUGUACCAGGUCUCCUCCCCUCCACCCCGUCCUCCAGGCAGGCAGGGUGAGUUGACAGGUCUUGCUGUCCUGCCUAGGGUGGUGUCUAGCCUGACGCUGUAGGCAGAGCUGUCAGCAUCGGGUGUGUGGACACGUCUCCUAACGGCCCCACCCAGACUGUCGGCGAGCCCACGGGCAUUUGAGCAGGCCUCACUGCUGGAGAAAAGCUGCCUGGCUUCAUGCUGGGACCUGUCUUUCCUGACCUGGAUGCCCCGCUUUGACACAUUAAGAGCCGCUUGUUCUGUUGGCACCCGAGAACCAGCCCCGUGGAGACAGGAGGGAGGGGACUUGGUUCUAGGCCCGGUGGCCCGAGUGUUGUAGGACGGAUGGAGAGGCAUGACCACACUCUGGGCGCAGGCCUGUGACGCUUGUGUGAGUUAAGUUCAGAUGGAACUAAAUAUAUGUUGUGCAUAAUUGUUAGGUGUAAUUUAAAAUGCAUCUGUUUGCCGUGGUAAUGAGAGUAUUGUAUGUAAGGCCUCUUAGGGAGAGCAAGAUGUACAUUUUAUCAGACUCUUGUGGACUUUUUUGGGUAAUGAAAUGCUUUAUUGGUCCAGUGGUGCAAGAAGCUACAGACAUUCUGUAUCUCGUCAUCGUAAUUACAAUACCUAAUGGGAGGUUAAGGCAGGAAAAAAAAAAAGUCAACUGACCUUCCUGUUCAUCACUAUGGCCAAGUCUUUCUGUGCCCGUUGCUUCGCUGGGUGGCAGUGCUCUUUCAAGAGGGGCGUGGACUGGCCAAGGGUCUUGGGGCACAGUUCUCCGGAGCCCCCCUGGCCCACCUUGUAAGUGUGUUGAACUGCUGAAAACCCCUGUGAGAUGAAAGACCUUGGCUUGAAGUCCAAAUGGGAUUUCUCCAAACAGUCAGGGAGGAGGGCUGGGAAGAUGCAUUCAGACUUUGUUAAAUUAUUAACAAGGUAUAUAAUUUUGUGUUUCUUGAUGACAAACUUUUUAAGUUUGGGACUUAUUUUCCCAUUGGAGAAGUUAUAUAUUUAAGAUAAGUUUCCUGCUUACGUUGUGCCUUUCAGCAUUGAUGGGUCUAAGGAGCACAGAGGGUGACGAUCUUCUCGAGGGUUGGUUUAUAAUCAAACCUGAAGAGCUGUGGUUUCCUCAGUACACUUUCUUCUACUGAACGUGGAGCCAUUAUUAAGAGAAUUGUGUUUUUUUAAUUAUGUAAAUUGUAUAAUAUUUUUGCUUGUUUGAUCUAUUUUUCUAAUAGUUUUCUUAUAGUUUCUUAUAAUUGUGAUACUAGAUUUAGAUUCUGACGCUAACUGCAAAUCAGAUUGGCCUCUGCUGGUCCCCCCGUUUUUAUUUUAAGGACAAGAGUAGAUGUCGUCCAUCACCUUUAAAAAAUGUGAACCUCUGCUCUGUAUCCCAGUUUUGCUGACAACACUGUGCAUUGAUACCAUUCUUCAUGUUGUAAAGUCGAGCUAUUUUGUGGUACAUCCUCUCAUGCUUCCGCAAAUCCUAAUAAAUUCCGUCUAUGGCC